This is a messenger RNA of Acanthopagrus latus (yellowfin seabream), 8216 nucleotides long. It is a transcript of the gene kcnq5a, whose product is annotated as potassium voltage-gated channel, KQT-like subfamily, member 5a. Gene Ontology annotation, molecular function: voltage-gated potassium channel activity. The coding region runs from base 1542 to 4451 and encodes 969 amino acids. Lineage: Eukaryota; Metazoa; Chordata; Actinopteri; Spariformes; Sparidae. Gene Ontology annotation, cellular component: membrane. Gene Ontology annotation, biological process: potassium ion transport; transmembrane transport. The record is from RefSeq and is a predicted model, not a curated record. The transcript is spliced from 14 exons.
AAACAAGCAGGUUUUCAAAGUGAUUUAUAAGACGACACUGUGUUUGCAGCUCUCAGAGUCUUGGAGCCGUGUCUGCACAGAAUCCAUCAUCUCUGUUGGUUAAUCCACACUUUGAUAAAACAAGAAAAGAUUCACCUGAGGAGCUCAAGGUGCCACAAAUAACAUCAGGAUCAGUCAGAUGACUUCACUCAGGGCUUUGAAAGUAAUGCCUACGUGUUGCCACUAGAGGUCAAACUUUGAUCACAACAGGAAAAAUCAGAUUAUCCAAGUUGAAAAAAACAUCACAGACCAUUUAUAGCAGCUCCGUGAUUCACGUGAUGGCGACACAUCUCUGACAUCAUGACGAGCUUUGGAUGGACCAGAACAAAGUGGGGAAAGUUUAAAUCCGAAAACCAUUUUCAGAACAAAUGGACAUGAUAUCCAUAUUUUAAAUUAUUCCUUCAGAUUCCUUCAGAUCGUUAAUUAGACUGAAGCUGUGCAGUGAUGCCAUGCUGUGACUUUACAAACAAACCAACGCUGAUGGACGAGACCUUAUUUAUUUACAAGCAAAUCAAUGGUGGUGCAUUUAGUUUGGUGUUUAAAAGAAAAAAUGGCUUGGAAAGAAAAGAAAGAAGAGGAAGAAAUCUUAAAUAGUGCUUUUGUGGGUCACGUGGUCGGAGAGUGACGCAGCUGUGACCACAUGAGGACGCGUGUGAGUUCGAGACCCGAGCAGUUUCUCUGUUUCUCUGAUUAUGAACUCAUCUCAAGUGCUGCUCAGUCUUCAGCCAGUUCAGCGACAAAGUUUAAGUUUGGUGGUGGAAAGAUUAUCAGCCAGUGUUUUUUUCAGUUAAGGCAGAAACUUCGUGUCCAGCUGCUUCCUCAAGUGGGACUUCACACAAAAGACAAAGGGGAGAAGUGUUUAAAGCAAAUUCCUGUAUAUUUGUGUGUGUGUGGUGUGUGUGUGUGUGUGGGGGGCCUUCAUGUUCCCUGACCCGAACACUUAAAUCAAUCCAUUCAACGUGAGUGCUGUAGGCACGGGACACUUUCCUCGAAUGCGUAAAACUUGCGUCAUCUGUCCACUGGUGUCUUUUGACGUUUUUUUCUUAAAGUCAAAUGAUAAUAAUAAAAAAAUCACACAGCUGUCAGCGAACACCUGCUGAUAUCAGAAGUGGUUCUGCCGGUGCCGGUCGUGCUGCGUUCCCUCUCCGGCCGGUGCGUAAAAGAAGAACCACGCUGCUUUCAGGCUCCGCACGCCUCUGACAGAGAGGGACAACACGGUGAGUGAGAGUGUGUUGGGGGGAAGUAAAGAGUGUGGGAGAGCCCUCCCCCUGCCAAAUGUCUCCAUGGAUCCACUCCUUCAUAACCCAACUCUUCCCCAGCCUUGCGCAGAUGGCCAAAGUGUCCAAACCGGACUGUGAACGCGCUCAGCUGGCCACUGGGUGACACGAUGAGAGCAGAUUAGACAUUUAACUCUUCACCUACUGCUUUGUUUAACUCCGUGUGUACUGAAAGUCAAAGUAGCCCAACACCCUCUGGCGAAAGGAGCGCUUGGCUACAUGUGAAUGUCUGCCGGUCUCCCAGCGCGCUGCGCUGGUGAUGCCAUGCCGAGAAGACACACCGGCGACGAGAGCGACGGCACCGGGCUCUGGCUGAAGACCACAACGGGACGCCGGGUGCAGGAAUACCCAAUGAAAGAUGUGGAGUCAGGGCGGAGGGCGAUGAAUAACGCGGCGCGGGUCGGGGACGGUCUCCUGUCUCCAACCGCUGCAGGUGCGGUGGCAGCGGAGAGGAAGCAGGGCGCCCGGCUCAGCCUGCUCGGGAAGCCGCUGACCUACAGCGCGCAGAGCGGCCGCAGGAACGCGCGCUACCGGCGGCUCCAGAAUUACCUCUACAACGUGCUGGAGAGACCGAGGGAGUGGGCUUUCGUCUACCACGCGUUUGUGUUCAUCCUGGUGUUCGGAUGUUUGGUUCUCUCUGUGUUUUCCACCAUCCCCGCUCACCAGGAGUUCUCUUCGCACUGCCUGCUCAUCCUGGAGUUUGUGAUGAUUGUUGUGUUUGGUCUGGAGUACAUCAUCAGGAUAUGGAGCGCCGGCUGCUGCUGCCGCUACCGAGGCUGGCAGGGACGCCUCCGCUUCGCCAGGAAACCGUUCUGUGUCAUAGACAUCAUUGUACUCAUCGCCUCGGUGGCAGUGGUUUCAGCCGGUAGCCAAGGAAACAUCUUCGCCACGUCUGCUCUGCGAAGCCUUCGCUUCCUUCAGAUCCUGCGCAUGGUGCGCAUGGACCGCAGGGGAGGGACCUGGAAGCUGCUGGGAUCUGUAGUCUAUGCACACAGUAAGGAGCUGGUGACUGCGUGGUAUAUCGGCUUCCUGGUGCUGAUCUUCUCCUCCUUCCUGGUCUAUCUGGUGGAGAAAGAAUUCAACAAGGACUUCGCCACCUACGCCGACGCUCUGUGGUGGGGCACGAUCACCCUCACGACCAUCGGCUACGGUGACAAGACCCCGCAGACGUGGACCGGACGGUUAUUAUCGGCCGGUUUUGCUCUGCUGGGGAUCUCCUUCUUCGCCCUGCCAGCUGGUAUUCUGGGGUCAGGCUUUGCCCUGAAGGUGCAGGAGCAGCAUCGACAGAAGCACUUUGAGAAGAGGAGGAACCCAGCUGCCAGCCUCAUCCAGUGUGUCUGGCGUAGUUAUGCUGCUGAUGAACACUCGGUUUCCAUUGCUACCUGGAAGCCUCAUUUGAAGGCGUUGCAUACCUGCAGCCCCGCCAAGAAAGAGCAGGGCGAGACUACCUACAGUCAGAAGUUGAGUUUUAAGGAGAGGGUCCGGAUGGCGAGUCCUCGCGGUCAGAGCAUGAAGAGCAGGCAGACGUCCAUCAACGACCGCCAACGCUGUUCCCCUGGCAACGAGGUGGUGGGAGGCUCCGAGCUGAUGGGCGGGAGCCCCGCCAAAGUGCAGAAGAGCUGGAGCUUCAACGAUCGCACCCGCUUCAGGCCGUCGCUGAGGCUGAAGAGUCAGCCUCGUACUGCUGUCCCAGAUGUGGACGCGGGCAUGACCACAGAGGAUUCCUUCGAUGAGAGAGGCUGCCACUGCGACGUUACAGUGGAGGAUCUGUCAGCCGCCCUCAAGGCCGUCAUCAGAGCUGUCAGGAUCAUGAAGUUCCAUGUGGCAAAGAAGAAGUUCAAGGAGACGUUGCGUCCGUACGAUGUGAAGGACGUCAUAGAGCAGUACUCUGCAGGACACCUGGACAUGCUCUGUCGCAUCAAAAGCCUUCAGACUAGGGUGGAUCAGAUUCUGGGAAAAGGCCAGAUACCUGUGGAUAAGAAAGUGAGGGACAAAUUGAACCCAGAUGGAGAAUCUCUGGAGGGCAUGAGCAUGCUAGGACGGGUGUGUAAGGUGGAGAGACAGGUAACUUCGAUUGAAUCAAAGUUGGACUCUCUGUUGGACGUUUAUCGCCAAGUUCUACAAAAAGGCUCCUCAGCACUCACCCUCUCUUCCCUGCCCCUGUUCGAGCUGGACAACCACCAGCAACGCUCGGACUUCCAGACCUCCGUCAUCGGCAGGGAUCUCCCCUCUCCCCAGGAAGGUGAUCCGGGUAGAUGUGGAGGAGAUAACAACAUGGGGAUACGCCGUUCUCUUAACAACAACCCGAGAGGCCUGCGCCUAAUCCUGGCACCGGCCGAUGAUGACGGCCCCCCUGACUCAGCACCUCCAUCCUACCCGCCAUCCACAGCCUCGCUCUCCCCAUCUCCGCUGCUGCCUCCUGAUAGCCCCUACCCAACCUUGGUUACCCCCAAUGGUACCUCCAAAAGAGCACAUUUCCCAGACCUGCCACCCCCACCUCCUUCAACAGGGGGUUUCACCCUCCAGCUGCCCCCCAUGUUGCACCCCUCUCACCAUCGAUGCCCCCCUGACCCCAUCCCAGAUGAUAUGACAGGCAGGGUUGUGGUGGAUGAGGGGAGCCUGGGCCCCUCUGUUGUAGUGGGAUCCGGUGAGGAUGUUGCCCAGGAAGGGGACAGUGAGGCAGGAGGGGUGCAGCUGCGGGAGACGCCUGGCUUGAAACCUGAGGGGUCCUGGACGAGGCACAUGAGCCUGGAGGUCAACCCCCUGCUGCUCCUCUCGUCCAGCCCAGACGAGACGCCUUCAGACUGGGGGCGCAAUCUCGGUAAAUCCCUCUCUGUGCACAAUCUCAGCCAGCCUUUGACCAACCGUGCCCCUGGCCCCUCCUCAUCGCUUAACAACAGCAGCAGCAGCAACAGUAGCGAACGUGGCAAUGCCCACGGUGUCCUAAGCAACUGGGACGGAGCAGAACUCUUUAUUAGUGAGUGCAAACUAGAGCCAGAGGGAGAACAUUUCAACUUCCUGUCCCAGGGAUCUGCCGGCCCCUCAGACCUUUUACAGACUGUGGAGGAGGCUCCACCUCACCCCAAGGGAAACUCAGAGUUUCUUAAUCAGUCACCACACAUACAGCUGGCAUAACCAAACAUACACACUCACACACACACACCACAUACAGUUGGGGAAACCACUUUUAAACUAAUUUUAAAGGACACUAUAUGGAUUAUUAUUUUACAAUUUCCAAUCAAUGCCUUGUACAUGGAUAUACAAUAUUUUACAAUUUUGUCUUCAAGGUUAUGUCCGCUGUCAUACAGAUUCGGUAUGUUGUAUUACCACAUUUAUUAUAAAGGAAUCAGAGAAAACAUUGUUUGAAAUAUGUAUGAAAGUGGGCAAAACUUCAUGAAAGACAAAUUAUACAAUUGUUAUACAAAUACAAAUAACCUUCAUUGGGGACAAAUUGCUUUGGUCUUAACCCAAAUGUAUACAGAAAUGCUACAUUUUUUUAAAGGCACAAUAUUAAAGAAUUAGAGACCUGUCAAAUUCAUACGUGAUACAAAGAAGAGGCAGCGAAUCACCAGCGUAAGCGCUAACUGCUGCUAACAGUAGCUGCCUUUGCUAGUUAGCUAAUUAAAAUCGAUCUUGUUUAAAUAAAAUUUUGACAACAAGGAAGGAAUAUUAGCUGUGAUGUUGGAGCCUGAAGUCUGACACCUGAUCUAGACAUCAGAGUGUAGAAAAAAUUCAAAUGAUUUGGUUUUCUUUUUCAAUUUUUUUUUCCGGCAGUUCUACAUUUUAAGUCUGAACCUCAACCAAAACCAAAGAACAUAGUUCAGACCCACCACUAAAUCAAGCAGUAUCUGUUUUCAGAGCAGAAAUUGAAGGAUAUCUGCCUUGUGCCAACCUUCAGAAACAAGAGGAAAAUACUGUAUGCAUCCUAAAAAAAAGUGAAGUUGAACCUCAAGCAAGCCACUGGAAACUAUAGGUCAACCACUUCUUUCGUAACAUGUGGUGAAACCAUCUAUGUACAUGCACACACAUACAACCACUCUGUCACACGCACAAAAACCACACCGACACAACCAAGCAACCGUCAACCACGACCACCGAGUACUCUCAGAGGAGCCAACUUGACAAAGAGCUGAGACUCACUGAUGACUUAAUUUUUUUCAUACAAGUGCUUGUAUUCAGAGACUUUCUUGGAAGAAGAGGAGACUCGCUCGCUCUUCUUAUUCAAUGUCUGUCUUAUGGGCAAUGUAAAACGUCAUCUUUUACUUAUGCUUUCAUACAUAUCACUGCAUGGACUGUUUUCAAAAACAAAUGAAUGAAAGGGGGAAUAAUGGGUGAGGCCGGGUGCGAUGGGAAUAGCUGAAUUAUAACAAGAGCUAAAGGUUGAACCCUUAGCAUGAGCAUCUUGUUCUAUUCAUUUUCUAAAACCACUGAAAAUGUCAGUAAAUGUUUGUAUGGUUGCUUUCCGUCAGCAAGUUAUCAGUGAAUUUGGAUGCAGCAAACCUAUUGGGGGGGAAAAAUGGCCUAUCAGCAGUCACUUUAGACAAUUUUGGACCGUGUCCCGCCUGAUUUGGAGAGUUGCCUGGUGAAUUAGGUGCUGAUGGUCUGAAUGCUGAAUUGCAGGAGGCUUGUCAAAUGGGCUUCUCCAGCCGAGCAUGAGAUGCUGCAUGUCUAAGCUGUUGCGUUAUACAAAGUCAAGAGCAGUUGCACACUCGCUGGUGGCCUGGAUGUCCUUCUGCAUGUUAAAGUAACAUUUCCUCCAAACCUUUAACUCAAAAGGUACAAACAAAAUCUACCUAUAUGAGCGUUAUUAUAUUCUAAUUUGAACUAAUUUGAGAUUAGUUGAAACAUGUACUACCAGCUAUAUGGAUAACCCACUUACAAUUAAAUUUUAUGACAAAUAUAAGUAAAGUCAUUUAAAAUCUUUUUUUUUUUUUGGACAAGCCCAAUCUUUGUACUGGGUGCUGUCUGCACCAUGUGUAUGAAGAAUGACUGACGGCUGCUGGACUGACUUUAUUCCCUCCUCGUGGCCUGGAGCGACACUAGGUGUACAGUGGACACUCCAGGCUGCAUUUAUAUCAUAGCAGCUUAGUUUGGAUUCACCUGUGGAACCCAUGAUAACGAGAUACUGUACGUGUUGUUUGCAUGUUGUUACUUUAUCCAUGUGUCCAUUCUGCUGCUGUCAAAUAUACAUGUUGACAUAAGAAAACAGUAUAUAGUGGAGAGAUAUAAGAAGAAUAUGCCCUCUAAUGUCAAUAUCAAUAAAAGCUCUAGGAGGAUUUUAAGUCCAACAUGUGAAAAUCGAAAAGAAAACAGACUUCCCGUUAGGUUUAGGCACCAUUAAAAAAAAAAAAGAAGCUUUUUUGCUAAUCUAUGUGUGAUACACGUGUACCAAAUUUCACACGUCUAGUGUGAACUAGCGAGCCAACAACCUUAAACACUUUUACCGCCAAAGUUUUGUGAGUUUUUUUUAGCACCUUUAGCCCCUAAAAAAUGCAGUUUAUUUAGGGGCAGAGGAGCUUAAUUUACUUCUGUGACUUCAGCAUUCAGCUGAUGUGGAGCAACAUACUAAAGGGAGAUUCAGAAUAAAAGUUAGAUUUUUAAAAAUAUAUUAUAUUACAAUUUGUUAUAGUUAUAGUUUCUCCAGUUGCCCCCCAGAAAUCAUGUAUAGUUUAACAGGAUUUUGAAUGUGCAUGCACUCCCUCCUCGCCACGUCAACCAUAUACAAUAUGUCACUAUUUAGGGUUAUUGCAAUAUGCCUAAAGGGUACUCGAGUGAAAACGUUUGUAUUUGGUCCAUGUUCAGAUUGAGAACGUUUUCAUAGGCAGGCUGAUGAAAAAUGGUGUGUUGCAAGUGUCUUAAAUGACAUUGUCCUGAUGCAACACUCAACAUCAGUAUUUUCAUUUGCCGUCAUGCUUGUAGAUGGGUUGACUUCCCUUGAAUUCGAAUUAUGCAAAAUUAUGUCAGCCAUCUCAAGCAUUUUUUUAUUUGUUUUUGCAUGUUUACAUAUUGAGGGGUAUGCAGUCACAGCAGUCUUAAAAAAAAAUAUAUAUCUUAAUGUGAUAACAACAACCUUCAUUCAUCAGUUUUUUUCAAAAGUUAUAUUCCUUUUAUUUUGGAUGGUGAGUAAGAGCAUCGCUUAGCAAAUUAACAUUCUGUAGUAUAAUAUAACAGGUAUUAUCCUCUAACAAUUGACAAUUAUAAACACUCGAAAAUAGAUUAGAUCGAUUUAGAAAAAAUUCUACAGCCCAUGCAGAAGUUGUUGUGGUAUGGUGAAUUAUAUUAUCGGCAUGAAAGCACAGUUGUUAAUGGUGAGUUUGGGGAGCCUGAAAAUGUGACAUGGUAGUUUAAUGAUUAAUAUUGGAAUAGAUGUGUUGUAGUCAUUGAUUGAUUUUUGCUACAUAUGAAAAGAGGCCAGCCAAAACUGUUUAAUUACUGUGGAGCAAGAUGCCGAACAAAUACUGAACAAUGAGGAAAGUCCAUGGACAAUGGGUGGAUUUUUCCCCUCAUAAAACAUGCUCAUGUUUGCAAUCUGUAAAUUGCUUCAGGGUGCCUUCUUGCAUAUAUAAAUAUGUUUUUUUUUUUAUUCACAGGGCUACAAAGGUCUUGUUUACCUACAGCCGUUAGCAAACUGUAUAGAUGAAGUCAAACUGCUCAUUUUUUUGAGUUGGGCAUCCAGUUCACUUAAGUCACGUAGCUUUAGCCACAGACUUUAUAUGGCUCGAAUGGCUGAUAAAACCAUUUCUCUACAGCUUGAACAGUAAUUUAUUACACAACUGGCCUUAAAGCUUGAUAAUGUUAACAUUAUUAUUUCUUUGAAAUUAAUUUAUUAUAGUGCACAUUAUGUUCUCUGGAUGAGAAAUGCAAAAAUAAUUUUAUUAUUCAUUAAUAAAGUACAAAUUA